Lampris incognitus (smalleye Pacific opah) is the source of this 1315-nucleotide messenger RNA. It is a transcript of the gene mrpl10, whose product is annotated as mitochondrial ribosomal protein L10. The transcript is spliced from 5 exons. Gene Ontology annotation, cellular component: mitochondrial large ribosomal subunit. Bases 56 to 850 code for a protein of 264 amino acids. Gene Ontology annotation, biological process: translation. Gene Ontology annotation, molecular function: structural constituent of ribosome. The record is from RefSeq and is a predicted model, not a curated record. Lineage: Eukaryota; Metazoa; Chordata; Actinopteri; Lampriformes; Lampridae.
UUUGAAAAGCGACGAGGACGACGACUCUGAUAACACCACCGAUCGUUGUAGUUUGAUGACGCCACUGAAACGUCAUUUCCCGUUGAAGAUGGCAGCGACCUUGUGUUGGAAGUUGUUGCCUAAACAAGGAUGGCUGCCCUUGACACAGACAGUUCGGCAUGGGUCCAAAGCGGUGACCCGCCACAGGAAGCCCAUGCAUAUCAUCAAACAGAAGCUUAUGGCUGUCACUGCAUACAUUCCUCCUAAACGUGCUAUUCCUCCAGGCGCUUAUCCGCCCCCAGUCAAACAGGAGCAGAAGCAGGAUAAUGGUCGGCUAUUGCUUUUAACGAGAGAAGUGAAGAAAAUAUUCCAAGACUGUAAAAUGAUUGCUGUGGUCCAGAGCAACGCCACCAGCGCGGAAGACAUGAUGAUUCUCAAACACAGACUUUAUAAGCAUGACAUCAUUGUCAAAUUAAUCUCCAACCAGGUGAUGAGGUUGUUCCUGGUUGACAGCAUAUACCGAAACAUGGCACCUCUUUUCAUUGGCCCAACGGUGUUGAUUGUUAGUAAAGAGCCAAAGGUGAAGGAGAUGUUGGUGACUCUGAGGGGCAGCCCACAGAUGGUUCUACUUGGGGCCUGUAUAGAGAACACGUUGCUGAGUGCAGAGGGGGUGGUUGGCUACUCUAAACUGCCGUCGUUGACCAUGGUCCAGGGUGGGCUAGUCAGUGGGCUGACUAUGCUGACCUCUCAGACAGCCUUCAUGCUCCAGCACCAACCUGCCCACCUCUCAGCCCUGCUCCAGCAGUACCUCAAACAGCAGAGCCCAGAAGCCAGCACAGAUGAAACUCCCAAGAUAGAGGGGGCAUCGUAGAGAUUCAUCUGCUUUGGAGUACAUUGCCAGGAAUCCAGCUCAGCAGCAUUGACUGGCUGAUCUAACUGAAGACAGAAUGUAAAAAUGGACACACAUUACAAUGUCUUUAAUUAAUUGAAUCAAAACAAUUAUGUCCCACGACAAACGUAUGGAUGGAGUGAGUCGAGUCGAAAAGUAAGAUGGCUACUUUCCCAGUCUUCAAAAUUUCUGUGGAAUAUCUUAAUUGGCUUAAAGUUUUCAGUGCGUAUUCAUUUAUUUGGGCACUGUGGCUUCUUGGAUAGGUCUGCAGGCUUGAAUUGACUUCUAAUUGUGUGACUCUUAUUUCAGUGUCCCUCAGCCUCUGAAAUUCUUUCUGUGACACAAAUAUCAUUAGUGGCCUUUUUAGGGCCUGCGUAUUCAUUAUUUUGAAUAUUGCUCAAGUUUUGUGUUAUUUAAGGAAGUCAUUAAAAAUUAAAAAAAAAUAUA